GGGAUUUUAUUAUUGUGUAAGUAGAGCAAGUAGAGCGUCAAUGACAGUUUAGUUGGGUUAACAAAAUUGAAGUGUUUCCGAACUAAUUUUGGACAGUUUGUUUACCUCAAUUCAAGCGCAUUUUCUAAUCAUUUUGCGAUCGGUCCAAUCGACUAAAUAAGAUUAAACACUGACCAUGUUCGGUACAUCGGGACUGAAUACAAGCUCAACCUUUGGCAAUGUUCAAACGGCUCCCAUCAAUCCGAUGAAAGAUUUCGAAGUUGCUUCGCCGCCGGACGAUACUGUCUCAGCGAUGGAGUUCAGUCCAGCAACGAUUCCACAGAACUAUUUGGUUGCUGGAAGUUGGGACAAUAGCGUGCGGUGCUGGGAGGUCGAACAGACGGGAAAAACUGUACCGAAACAAAUGAAAACUAUGACUGGGCCGGUAUUGGAUGUUUGUUGGGCAGAUGACGGAACCAAAGUAUUCAUUGCAUCGUGUGAUAAGCAAGUCAAUUGCUGGGAUCUAGGCUCUGAUCAAAUGGUACAAGUUGCACAGCAUGAUGCUGCCGUCAAAACAUGCCAUUGGGUAAAAGGUUCCAACUACACAUGCUUAAUGACCGGAUCCUGGGAUAAGACUCUUAAGUUUUGGGACACUCGUUCACCGUCACCAAUGAUGGCCAUAAAUCUACCAGAACGUUGCUAUUGCGCCGACGUUGAUUACCCAAUGGCAAUUGUCGGAACCGCUGGACGAGGAUUGAUUGUGUAUUCCUUGGAGAACAAACCCACCGAAUACAAGCGACAAGAAAGUCCGCUGAAAUACCAACAUCGGACCGUUGCCAUUUUUAAAGAUAAGAAGAAAACGCCAGCAGUGCCGACUGGUUACGCAUUAGGUAGUAUCGAAGGUCGUGUAGCUAUCCAGUAUGUGAAUCCGGUCACAACCAAAGACAAUUUCACAUUCAAAUGUCACAGAGUGAACGGACAGAGUGGUUAUCAAGAUAUUUACGCAGUGAAUGACAUAGCUUUUCAUCCGGUGCACGGAACACUGGCGACUGUUGGCUCGGACGGUACAUUCAGUUUUUGGGAUAAAGAUGCGCGCACGAAGCUUAAAUCAUCGGAAACCAUGGAACAGUCGAUCACGAAGUGUUGCUUCAAUGCAAACGGUCAAAUAUUUGCCUACGCUGUCGGCUAUGAUUGGUCCAAGGGCCAUGAAUAUUACAAUCCGGCGAAGAAAACUUACAUAUUUUUGCGACCAUGCUUCGAUGAACUGAAACCGAGACCGCCAUCAUAAUUGUACCAUCUGACCAUUGCGAGAUUGUCGGUGAGAUUCGUUUCUGUCAUUUUUGGUUGUUCCAAAAGUUUCCAAUUAAAUUAUCACUGCAGUUAAAUGUUGUAUGGAUUGUCAGCUAUCGCUACCGAACGACACGUAUAAAAUAACAAGAAUUUUGAGUAAA
This is a messenger RNA of Bradysia coprophila, 1430 nucleotides long. It is a transcript of the gene Rae1, whose product is annotated as ribonucleic acid export 1. The record is from RefSeq and is a predicted model, not a curated record. Gene Ontology annotation, molecular function: protein binding. NCBI's taxonomy places the organism in Eukaryota, Metazoa, Arthropoda, Insecta, Diptera, Sciaridae.